Klebsormidium nitens is the source of this 1908-nucleotide messenger RNA. The record is from the annotation of a GenBank genome assembly. Lineage: Eukaryota; Viridiplantae; Streptophyta; Klebsormidiophyceae; Klebsormidiales; Klebsormidiaceae.
AGGCUCGGAAAACUCGCUUUCCAGCAUUGCUGUUGGCAUGGCCGCAUAGGCGGCAAUUCAAUUUGCAGCAUCGUCGCUUGUGCAGGAAGAAAGUAUCGUCUUUAAGUGCUGCUUUUUAGAAGGGUUUGAAACGCAGCGGUAGAGAGAGCAAGGGACUCCAAGCGGCAGGAUGUCGCUUUCCUCGCUCAGAGUCCUCGACAAGGAUGUAACAAAUGCUCCCGGCAGAGACUCAGCUUUCAGGCCUAAUGUCAAGGCCCGGGUGCGGAGGGGCCAGACCGGCACGCCUGCCCCAGAAGCGGUCCCUGCGCCGCAGGCGCCCCCAUUGGAGACAACGGCCAGGCCUGAGCCCCUUGAUGCAGCGCAGCGACCCGCUCCCCCUUCGGGCCCCUUGUCGGGCCCUGCUAGAAGUGCGAGACUGCCUCCGAUUGUUGAGGCGGAGAGGCCUCGGGGGCGUGAGCCUGCUGCUGCUCCCCUGGGCGCCCUUGCCCCCCCGGCAGAUCCCAUUGCUCCUGCGACACUCCCCCAAGCGGCUGCACCCCCAGCUGCCGAUGGCCCCACCCAGAGUGCCGGAGCAAAGAGGAGGAUCCCCCACUCUACGACUGGGGGCCGGCGAAGGACUGCCUUCCGUGGCGGGCCCGAGGUAGACGAGCACUUCCUGGCAACGGGGGAGGUCAACACUGCCGGGAUGACCCUUAAGGACAUCCUCCGGAUGGCAGACGCAAAGGAAAAGGAGAGAAACGUUGACGAUGUACGGCGGCCCCCCCGGGAUGAAGAGGCUGAGGAGCGGCAGGCACGGGAGCGCUCUCCUGACGAGCCGGACGUCCGCGCGCUUGCCCCCCAAAUCCGAGUGGUUGACGGUCAGAUUGUGGUCGACCAGCAGAGUCUGACAGCGUCCGCACAGGCGUCCAACCCGGUCGUGUCGCACAGCUACCGGCGCGUCGAGGAGAGCGGGUCGCGGCUCAACUCGAACACGUACUCGAACCGGAAGCCCACCAAGCGGUGGACGGACGCAGAUACGGUCGUGUUUUAUAAGGCGCUGCGGCAGUUCGGCACGGACUUCACGACGAUCCAGAAGCUGUUCCCGAGCCGCAGCCGGCACCAGAUCAAGAACAAGUACCUCAACGAGGACCGCCACCACCCCAAGGCCAUCGAGGCGGCGCUCAACCAUAAGAGCAAAGAUAGCAGCCAUUACGAGGAGAUGAUCGCCCAGCUGCAAACGGCGGCCAACGCAGAAGCCGAAGAGAAUCUGGAGAAUGGAGCGCAACCAGACGGUGCGCAGAACCGGGGGGCGAGCGGGUCUACCGGGACGGCGCAGACGACCGCUUCAGUGGCUGCAAAUGCGUCCCAGGCAGCGGCCUCGGGUGUGGAUGACGUGGCCGGAACAUCAGGGCGGGAUGAUGACGUGGGAGAGCUGGAUCACGUGGGCUUUCCGGCGGCGUUGGUGGUUCCGUCCGGUGGCUCCCAGCAGGGCGCGAGUCAGCAGAGCACGGCGCCCACAGCGGGCGGUUUGUCGCAAGAGUCGCAGGCCCGGGCCACUGGAGUGGAAGGGCCGGUCCGGGAAGCCGAAGCAUCGGGUCCGCUCAACUACUUGCAGAGGUCGAUGCAGCGGAGGCUCGAACGAGGCUACCGAGACUCAGCGUUAUAAUAUUUCGGUUGGAAAGCUUUGCACAACUUUACGUAGCUUCAAAAAAUAGUAGAUGGUGUGCAGUACGCAUACUUUAGAGUGCGACAAGCUAUCUUUCUUACAAUGAAAGCGUCAGAAGAAAGUCAGUGUUCUCUAAGCGGCCUGUAGGCGGUUUGUUUAGAUGCAUCCAUUGCCCGAGGCCCAUCUGCAAUACAACUGCACCCAUCCAGUGCAUUAUUGUGAAUAAUAAUACAUUGCUUAACUAGUGGCAACUUCAGCUGGAG